Molecule: messenger RNA, 207 nt
Organism: Diversispora eburnea
Lineage: Eukaryota; Fungi; Glomeromycota; Glomeromycetes; Diversisporales; Diversisporaceae
Source: the annotation of a GenBank genome assembly
AUGGCACUUAAAGAAUGUGAACUUCAAAUUCUGGCUCAAGAAGUGACAACUAGAAGAGCCAAGGCUGAAGCUGAGACUCUAGGAAUAGCUAAUUUAAGAAAAAAAACCAUUAACGAUGCAAUGUUUAAAAUAAGGAUGCCAGAUAUCGAACAAUCGCAUCCAACUUUUGAAAGUGGCGUUAAUUAUGAAUUCUCAAUUGAAGUUCAA